Messenger RNA from Andrographis paniculata, 1276 nucleotides. RefSeq lists its product as uncharacterized. NCBI's taxonomy places the organism in Eukaryota, Viridiplantae, Streptophyta, Magnoliopsida, Lamiales, Acanthaceae. The coding region runs from base 459 to 971 and encodes 170 amino acids. The transcript has 7 exons. The record is from RefSeq and is a predicted model, not a curated record. Gene Ontology annotation, molecular function: calcium ion binding.
UAUAAAAUAGAAGCACCCAAACUAUAUAUGUAUACAUAAUUCCAUUAGAGAGGGAGCAUGAGAAGAUAGGAGAUGGGGCCGACGAUCCCUCGCCAUAUUACAGUUAUUAAAAUAUCUUUUCCGUGAAGUCUUCGUCCGCAUUUUGUAUGUAUCUUUCCAUCCAAAGACAAAAGACAAAGACAGCCUCUCUCUCUCUCUCUCUCUCUCUCUCUCUCUCUCAGCGAUGAACACAGAACGAGGCUUCCGUAUCGUCUCCACUCUCCACUGUGCCAUGCCAUCGAUGGUGACGAACCGCCGCCAAACUCAAUCCAUCGUCAUCUCCAACUCCUCUCUGUAUUUAUCUGCGCAAUUAUUUGCUCAUUAUUCCAUCUUAUCCUCAUCUCCAUCGACUCUGCGGAUUUCCACCUCAAUUUUGCUAUCAUCGCCGAAAUUUUCGUUGCGGAGAUCAUUCAGCAGGAAUGGGGAGCGCCUCGUCGAUGUUGACUCAGUACGACAUUGAAGAAGUUCAGGAGCACUGCAAUCAUCUCUUUACUCAGCAAGAGAUUGUGAGUUUGUACGGUAGAUUUUGCCAAUUGGACCGGAACGCGAAAGGAUUCAUAUCAGCUGAUGAGUUCUUAUCAGUGCCAGAGUUUGCUAUGAAUCCUCUUUCACAUAGGUUGCUUAAGAUGGUAGAUGGAUUGAAUUUCAAGGACUUUGUUGCCUUCUUAUCUGCCUUCAGUUCCAAAGCUACUGUUCCUCAGAAAGUCGAGAUUAUCUUCAAAGUGUAUGACUCGGACAGCAACGGGAAGGUGGCUUUCAACGAUCUAAUAGACGUGCUUCGCGACAUGACCGGCUCGUUUAUGACAGACAAGCAACGCGAGGAAGUUCUGAGCCAACUGCUGCAUGAAACUGGUUAUACAAAAGAAUCUUGUCUUCUGCUUGAUGACUUCAUUAAGGAACUAAACAAGAUAACUUACAGCGCCGGAAAGUAGACAUUGUUAGAGUCGAGGGCCGUAGAAAGAAAUUGACCUGUGCACAGGCACGGCUGAGAUCCAUCGGCUAGAGGUUGAAGGAAUCUCUCAUAAAAAGUGCGGAAGAACGAACAAAGCUCGUGAUAGAAAUACAUGACCACUUUGAGACUACACAACAUUACCUGCAGCAACGAAAACGAGGAGGAGAAAUAAUAAACUAAACAUACAUGGAGUUCGGGUUAGUCUAUGAUUUGGGAAUGUUAUAGAGAAACAGAAUAUAACCGAAAUGAACAAAAAUGCGUCGAAUAAAACUAGCCCCGAUUACA